Messenger RNA from Selaginella moellendorffii, 1240 nucleotides. RefSeq names its product nicotinamide adenine dinucleotide transporter 1, chloroplastic. Lineage: Eukaryota; Viridiplantae; Streptophyta; Lycopodiopsida; Selaginellales; Selaginellaceae. Bases 88 to 1164 code for a protein of 358 amino acids. The record is from RefSeq and is a predicted model, not a curated record. Gene Ontology annotation, molecular function: NAD transmembrane transporter activity. The transcript has 8 exons. Gene Ontology annotation, biological process: NAD transmembrane transport.
UGUAAUCGGGGUUAGGGUUGGGGGAAAGCGGAGGGCUCGUGAUUGCCGGGGAGCUCGAUCGCUCCAAUUGCCUCGCGAAUUGGAUGGAUGACUCACAAUGACGCCGAUCCAGUCGGGAGCGCGAUGAAGAGCUGGCUGCAAGGGAUCCGAGAAGACCAGCGCGACAAGCUCGUUAGCGCGCUCGCUGGCGCCGGCGCUGGCGCAAUCUCUGCGACGUUUGUGUGUCCUUUGGAUGUCGUGAAAACUCGCCUUCAAGUUCACAAAGCUCCUGUUCCCGAUCAAGCCGUCGCGAAGGGUGGUGGGGUGAUUGUCCGCAGCUUGGCGGUGAUCUUCCAGAAUGAAGGAGUUGCGGGUAUGUACCGCGGUCUCUCCCCGACCAUCUUCGCAUUGCUGCCAAACUGGGCGGUUUAUUUCACAGCCUACGAGCAGAUGAAAGGGUAUCUAGAGCGCAGAGAUGGCUCUCCCGAUAAGAAAUUGUCUCCUGGCGAACACAUGAUAGCUGCUGUAGUUGCCGGAUCGGCAACUAAUAUUGCUACAAAUCCUCUUUGGGUUGUCAAGACGCGUCUCCAGACUCAGCAAGUGAAGUCCGGGAUCGCUCCGUAUGCCGGAACAUUCUCUUCCCUCGUCCGGAUUGGAAGAGAGGAAGGACUUCGUGGACUGUACAGUGGAUUGGUUCCAGCUCUAGUUGGGGUGAGCCACGUAGCUGUUCAGUUUCCCGUUUACGAGCAUCUUAAAGAGCGUCUCGCUGACAGUGGCACAUUGGGUGUUAUUGGAGCGUCGGCAGCGUCGAAGAUGAUUGCUUCGACUGUAACAUAUCCUCACGAGGUUGUGAGAUCCAGGCUACAAGAGCAGGGAAACUCCGCCAAUCCAAGAUACAGUGGCGUGGUCGACUGCGUGCAAAAGAUCUGGAAGCAAGAAGGGAUUCGAGGCUACUAUCGCGGCUGUGCGACCAACUUGAUGAGAACAACGCCGGCGGCGGUCAUCACAUUCACUAGUUUCGAGUACAUAAAGAAGAGGCUACUGGAGAUUAGUUCCCCGGGCUACUCGGCUCCAGGCCCUUCCGAGGACUCCAAGGCCAAACGGACCCCGGAGCACAAUGACUCGUCCAAAUUCAGUACGUUUCCCCGGCCACAGAAGGAUUCAUCGGGCUGCAUCGCCUCGUGAAAGCUUUUGCUUUGCAGUUCCUCCGUGUAGAUAUAUUCUUCGCCACCAAGCAAUAAAACUCUGGGUUCCCGGACAA